AUGCAACGGGGGCAGCUCUGUCCCGAGUGCUCCGAAUGGGACGUGAAAGAGUGGUUUCUAGGACGGGCAUGGACUCUGUGGGAAAAGCCCAACGGGAGCAAGGCCCUGGACGAAAGAGUCCAAGCUGGAGAGAAGACGAAGAGGAGACGAAACUACAAGAAUAGACUAAGACGGCGGCUUGAAGACGUAAAAGAAAACGAAGACUGUCCCCUCUGUCGACUGACCAUCAAGGCUUUAUCUAAGGAUCCUGCGUAUGGCCAGAUUCCCAAGGGGACAGACGUUGAAGUUCUAUACGCGCACCUAGCAUUUGCCUUGAACUGUGAAGAGACUGUCUCUGGGAAGACGUUGGAGAGCGUUGUUGGAUUAGGAGCACCGAAAUACUGCAAUAGGUUGCUCAUCAGUACCAGCGAGUGGGACCGCGAUGGCUACUACCAUUCGUAUCCUGUGGCGACCGGCAGUGUUCAUCUAAUCGCGAGCGCGACCGAUGGCCAGCAUGAUACCCGAGAGCCCAUAUUACGGGGCAGGGCCGUCCAGUCUCAAGUCGACAUGAAGCUUCUAGAAUCCUGGGUUCGGAGAUGUCAUAAAGAUCAUGGAGUACAGUGCCGCCCGGAGCCCAGAGAUGAACACCUAAGGCCAGACUUCAAGCUUAUAGACGUCAACUCUGGAGCGAUCGUUCACUCGUCGGUCCGAGCUUCCUUUGCUGCGUUAAGCUACAUUUGGGGACCACAAACCGUUCGCCAAGUAAAACUAUCGAGCGACACAUAUUCACUGCUCACCACUCGUGGGCUGAGUGAAGUCUGGGAGGACGUACCACGAACAAUCCGCGACGCCAUCGCCCUUUGCAGAAGCAUCGGAAUCCCCUACUUGUGGGCGGAUCAGUGUUGCAUUCAGCAGGACGAUGAAACGGACAUCGGACAAGUCGAAUUCAUGGAUGUUAUCUAUGGCGCGGCCUCUCUUACGAUCGUUGCGGCGUCUGGCACGGACUCGUGGGCAGGUUUACCUGGUGUAUCACCCGGGUCGCGGCAAAUUCAACAGGAGAUGGAGAUCAUCGAAGGUCUGUCUAUCGGCACGGCGCAAGCCAGGUAUUCCGCCGCCAUGUCAUCUGCCAUCUGGCUCACGCGGGGAUGGACGUUUCAGGAGUACAUCUUGUCGAAGCGGAUACUCAUUUUCACUGCUCAGCAGGUGUUCUACCAAUGCAGCAACGCGUUCUGGUGGGAGGACACACACAUGGAGGUCCCCAACCCCCUCACGGUUAGCCUGGAGGGUUCACACGAGUGGUACCGCUCGGGCCCCUCCACCAUUCCGAGCCGAGCUCUUGGUAUGGGCAUAACCAAGAAACCUGCCAUAGGUUCGCUUACGCCUGGAAACUAUCUUGAGAAGUACUUGUCACUUGCAGCAGAUUUUACUGACCGACGUUUGACGAGGCAAUCCGAUGCGCUUCGAGCGUUCAAGGGUAUCAUCAGUCACUUCUCAAGAGCAACAGGAGAGUGCUUCUUCGCAGGACUUCCACUCAGCGGUAUCCAUGCUGCUCUGCUUUUCGCCAUCAGGUAUCCAAAGCCCGAACACCGUCGCAAGGAGUUUGCGAGCUGGAGUUGGACAGGUUGGGAUUCAAGCCGGCUCGACGACGACUACAUUGGGUACCCAUUUUGCAAGUGGGAACCCGAAGCGGCUUUGUACCGGAUCGAGCACUGUUCCGACAGUAAAGUCACCAAGAGCGUUCAAUUCACCCGUAUACAGGACAAACGCACGUCCACACUAUCACGGGAAUUCUACAAUCCUUGCUCUCUGCUCGAUGCCAUUGAGGACGAAGUUGAGGAGGGCGGCUGCAUCAUCGACUGGCACGCAUGCGACCUAUUUCCCAAGCGCUGGAUAGACCUCGUGGUCGUCAUCCGCUGCAAUUCUACUAUACUCUAUGACCGGUUAACAGCGCGCGGCUACGCGGAGAAGAAACUGGAGGAGAAUAUGGACGCUGAAAUCAUGGAAGUCCUGCUCGAAGAGGCGAGAGAGAGCUAUGAUGAGGAGAUUGUAGUCGAGCUGAGGAGCGACAACGCGGAGGACAUCGAGAACAACGUGGAGCGGAUCGAGUUGUGGAUCAAGAACUGGAGGGAGAACAACAGGACGGGCAGAGAAGCUUGA
Messenger RNA from Coniosporium apollinis CBS 100218, 2136 nucleotides. RefSeq lists its product as uncharacterized. NCBI's taxonomy places the organism in Eukaryota, Fungi, Ascomycota, Dothideomycetes. The coding region runs from base 1 to 2136 and encodes 711 amino acids. The transcript is spliced from 2 exons. The record is from RefSeq and is a predicted model, not a curated record.